Molecule: messenger RNA, 1876 nt
Organism: Oryza brachyantha (malo sina)
Lineage: Eukaryota; Viridiplantae; Streptophyta; Magnoliopsida; Poales; Poaceae
Product: diacylglycerol kinase 5-like
Exons: 13
Coding region: 196-1653 (485 amino acids)
Molecular function (GO): ATP-dependent diacylglycerol kinase activity
Source: RefSeq, a predicted model, not a curated record
AGCACGCGCACGCACGCACGCGGUCACACAGAGCCGGAGGGAAUCCCGUUCCUUGCCUCCGCUCGCGGCUCGGAGGCGAGCCGCGAGCGUCCCCGUACCACCACAGCACCCGCGCCGGCGCCGCGCCGCGCCGUAUUGUGUUUUCUGCGCCGCUCGCAGCGAGAGAUUCGCCUUCGGGGGAGGUUCCAAGCUCCAAUGAAGAACAGCCUCGAGAAAAAUAACAUGCUGAAAGAGUUCUACAUUCCAACUUAUAUAUUUGUUCUGGAGUCUCCAGCAGAGAAAGUAUCUCAGAUACCUAGUUGUCCAGUGAUUGUUUUUAUCAACACCAAAAGUGGUGGCCAACUGGGACAUGAUUUAAUUGUCACGUACCGUAAGCUCCUCAACCAUUCUCAGGUGUUUGAUCUGCUUGAAGAAGCUCCAGACAAGAUCUUGCACAAACUGUAUGGAAACCUGGAAAGGCUAAAGCGUGAUGGAGAUACUUUUGCUGCUGAAAUCCACAGAAGAUUGAGGCUAAUAGUUGCUGGAGGUGAUGGGACAGCAGGUUGGCUGCUUGGAGUUGUUUCUGAUCUUAAGCUAGUACAUCCACCUCCUGUUGCUACAGUUCCUCUGGGGACUGGAAAUAACUUACCAUAUUCUUUUGGAUGGGGGAAGAGAAAUCCUGGAACAGAUCAAAAGUCAGUUCUAUCAUUUCUGCAGUUAGUAAGAGAAGCGAAAGAGAUGAAAAUUGAUAGUUGGCAUAUUGUCAUGAAAAUGGAAAGCCCAAAAGGUUCGACAUGUGAUCCAAUUGCUCCUUUGGACUUGCCUCAUUCUCUGCAUGCAUUUCAUCGUGUGCCAAACAAUCCGCAAGAUAAGGAAUAUUCUUGCACGUUUCGUGGGGGAUUCUGGAAUUACUUCAGUAUGGGAAUGGAUGCCCAGGUGUCAUAUGACUUCCAUUCUGAGAGGAAAUUGCAUCCAGAAAAAUUCAAAAACCAGUUGUCUAAUCAGAAAACAUAUUUGAAGUUGGCAUGCACGCAAGGAUGGUUCUGUGCAUCUCUAUGUCAUCCAAUGUCACGGAACAUUGCUCACCUUGCAAAAGUAAAGAUAAUGAAGAAAUCUGGAAAAUGGGAAACAUUGGAAAUUCCACAGAGUAUCCGGUCCAUUGUUUGUCUGAAUCUACCCAGCUUCUCUGGCGGCUUGAAUCCCUGGGGAACACCAAGUGAGAGAAAGCAAAGAAAAAGGGAUUUGGUAAUGCCUCCACUUGUCGAUGAUGGUCUUCUGGAGAUUGUGGGUUUUAAAGAUGCUUGGCAUGGACUUGUCUUGCUAUCUCCAAAAGGCCAUGGUACUCGUCUUGCUCAGGCUCACCGCGUCCAAUUCAAAUUCCACAAAGGUGCGACCGACCAUGCUUACAUGAGACUUGAUGGGGAACCCUGGAAGCAGCCUCUUCCGGAGGAUGAUGGCAAGGUCUUAGUGGAGAUCUCACACGCCGGACAGGUGAAGAUGCUUGCCACCAAGAACUGCAUAGCUAAAGGCGUCCAUGAGGCCCCGGCUACGUCAACGGUCCACCCAGAGUCCAGCUCCUCCAGCGACGAUACAGAUGACGACUUCGAGGAGGAGAGGAGGAACUUUGGCGCUGCCUUGUCGUUUCGGUAUUUGGACGAUGCGACAAAGGUCUGAAGGGAGUAAAAGCUCGCUUUUCGACUGAAUUUUGUACAGCAUGUUUGCAUAGGACGUAGAUUGCUGCACUAACUCUGGAAGGUGCCCAUCUAACAUCCUUUCUGUAACGAGGUUGCGUAUGUAUGGCUGUUUGUUGUGCGCCGUACACAGCCAACUGGGGUACUGACUAUCUUGUACCAUACCAUGAGCAUUUUUCCAAUCCAGUUUUUCUUCUGCAGCAACA